Molecule: messenger RNA, 252 nt
Organism: Hibiscus syriacus
Lineage: Eukaryota; Viridiplantae; Streptophyta; Magnoliopsida; Malvales; Malvaceae
Product: auxin-responsive protein SAUR22-like
Exons: 1
Coding region: 1-252 (83 amino acids)
Biological process (GO): response to auxin
Source: RefSeq, a predicted model, not a curated record
AUGGGUGUUCGUGUACCGUCCAUGAUUGCCGGCGCCAAGCAAAUUCUGAAGCUGCAGUCUCAUAGUAUCACGAGAGAGACACAAAGAAAAAGGUUCGUGCUUCCCAUAUCGGUGUUGAACCAUCCUUCUUUCCAGGAUUUGCUUAACCGGGCUGAGGAAGAGUUCGGCUUCCAUCAUCCCAUGGGUGCUUUAACAAUUCCCUGCAGAGAAGACGCCUUCUUAAUUCUCACUUCACGAUUGCAGGCCUUAUAG